UAGACGCAGUGACGCCGGCGGCAGUGGCGCGCCGCGGGCCGAGAAUGAUACACGUCCGCACUCCGCCUCGCGACUCCAGCGGCGCUCCGGCUCCGACCCGCGAUCGAUAACACAAACCCUAAACCAAACACCACAACAAAAGCCAAAUCACUAUAACUCACAUCAACAAAAUUUAAAUUAUCAUGUCAAACCUCUUUAUGUAACCACAUCCCAGUAUCGAUGGAAUCGCGAUCGCGUGGCACACCGGUGUCAACAAUGUAGUCAUAGUGACGCGCCCUGUUGACAGCUUGACAGUUUAAUGUGAACUUAUACAAUGCUGUUGAUAUUAUUAAAUGUUUAAACAUUGUGUUGGUUGUUGUAUUGUUAUUAUAACGACAAUAAUUUUGAUGGUUAAUUAAGGAUUUAUUCAAGACGCAAGCAUGGGGAAUGGUAUGAAUAAGGUGCUGCCGGGGCUGUACGUGGGCAACUACCGCGACUCUAAGGACCCCGUGCAGCUGGACAAAUACAAGAUCACGCAUAUCCUCUCCAUCCACGAUGCGGCCAGGCGGUUGCACUCUGAUAAACACUACCUGUGCAUCAUGGCCUCUGACUCCCCAGACCAGAACCUCACGCAAUACUUCAGUUUAUGCAACGACUUCAUACACGCCGCCAGACUCAGAGACGGAAAUGUGCUUAUACAUUGCCUAGCGGGCAUGUCACGCAGCGUGACGGUAGCAGUGGCAUAUAUAAUGUCGGUGACCCCGCUGACGUGGCGGGAAGCGCUGAAGGUGGUGCGCGCGGGCCGCGCCGUCGCCAACCCCAACCUGGGGUUCCAGAGGCAACUGCAGGAGUUUGAGACUUACAAGCUUGUUGAGGAGAGGAGACGACUGAAGGAGCGGUACCCGUCCCUGGCGCUGGCAGACCGCGACCUGGUGGACUGCAGAGCCGCGCUGGACUCCUACCAGACCAUGCUGAACCAGAAGACCAUCUGCGAGGGGAAAUGCUCCAUGGGCCGGCAGUGUCCUACAGGAGUAUGCAGAACGGGCUCCAAGCGCCAGCCCCGCCCGCGGCGACCGUCCACCACGUCCGGUAGCGGCGACAGCGCCACCACCGGCCUGAAACGGUCACCUUCCACUCUGUCCACCACCUCCACCGCCUCCGGGUACCGUCCCCGGUCCUCGCCCGCGGGGCUCUACAGUUACACUGGUGCCCCAUCCCGACCGACUAGAUCAGCAUCAGGGAUCAGCAUAACACGCGUGACGGACGCCGUGGGCGGCGGGACGGCGAUGGCGGUGGGUGGCACCGAGUACUCUCGAAGGAGGGCCGCCUCCGCCCCCGCCACCCCCGCAGCGAUGUCUCCCGCUUCAUCCCCGCCUGGCUCCCCACAUAGAGGAGCCCAGCAUAGAUAUUAUAGGAGGCCUUCACAAGAUCUUUACUGGAGAUAUGAGGACAUGCGAUGUAACGUCCUUUCUGAACUUACUACAUUCCAACACAGUCCCGGGCGCUCCAACGAUGUUCCUAGCAGGCCUCACGUGGUUACGGAUUGUCAAUCCAGUGUCGAUCGCUUGACACACGCACAAUCAUCCAACGAUGCACCCCAGCUCUACAUAUUUAGCAUAACCGAGUCAGCCGUUGAAGAGAACAUGAGAAAAUCUAUGGAAUUAGGCUGAUUUACGUAUCUGCGGUUGAUGAUGCCCAGACAUGGGUGUUAGCUAUACCUCAAUAUAAAUUAACGAGAGAACUACGUACUUAAAGUUUCGUAUAAAAAACUACUAAAAUAUGCAUAGGUAAAUAAAUUGACAUACUUAUACUAAGCGAGCACGCACCCUCGCUGUUUCAAUAUGAGCGCAGUCCUAUUAUUCUACAACAGCUUUUAAAUAAACGUUUUCAAUGCACAAUUUAAAAUGGCGUGGAAUAAAAAUAACUUUUAUAUAAAAAAGUUUACGAAACUCUUAUGAGUUUUUGCUUAAAUUGAGAUGGAUUUAAAGGAAUAUGGAUUGUAGAAUCUAAGAUCAAAUAUUUUGGAAUUGGAAAGGAAAAAGAAAUGGUUUGAACGCUACCUAAAGUGUAGGUCUCGGAGCCUACCCGAUGUAGUCAAAAAAUGUAGUCUUCAUUGAUACCCGUAGUGAUUUUAAAGAAUGAAGAAAUGGUUAUACAUCAUAACGGCUAAGAAUGUAACGACGAAAUAUUGAAUUCCAGCCAUUGUAACUGUACAGUCCUUAGCAACAGCCAAGCAAACCGUAACUUUCUCAUAAGUAGGUAUGUUUAGGCUUUAAAGCAGUCCCAGAUUAACACAUAAGCAAAAUAUGCAACUUCUUAGGGCAUCACAUCUUUGGGGGCACUAAGUGCACCACUCAGCUCCCGUUUAUUCUUGGCAAAGUGGAAAUAUUUGCCAAAAGAUGUAAUGCAACAAAAGUUUAACGCUUUGUAGGUAUUGUACCUAUAUUGCAGCGUAAUGGGGCUAAAUAGCGAUAUUAUCUUUAAGGCAAAUUGCUAGCCUGCCUCCUGGAAUUAGAAAAAAUACCUAUAUAAGAAAGAAAUGAACAGAAGGUGACAAAAAAAUUAAUGCAAAUAGUAUCCAAGAUAUACCUACCUAGUCAGGCGCUAGUCAAAAAUCUGGGAGCACCAAAAAUUUUUAACGCUGGCAUCAAAGAAGUUUAAUUCGGCACAGCAUAAAAGCAUUUUUUUUUUCAAAUAUAACAAAGGAACGCACUGCUAUAAAACAGAUGCCUUUAAUGCGAGACGAUGCCUCCAUCUUGUGAUUAUUUGAUGUGAUUAGAUUUAAUGCGAAAAUCAACGAAAUAGGUACAUAGUCCUAGUGUUCACACGUCGGCAAAAUGUGUUGUAAGCUUAUUUCCCAUUGAAUUCUGACGUUUGAAGGGUGUACGGGAAGUGACGAAACAUGUACCUGCACGAAUACUUCCAAACGCAAAGAAGAAUAAUUAUCAACGAGGAUAAAAACUGCCUAUUUCUCCCGUCAGGUGUACUGCUACUGUUGAGUGUUCUUACAUUUUGAAAGUUCCCCUUAUUAUUUAAGUAAACAACCAUGUUGUGGUUAUAUUUUUACACGAUUAUAACAUAACCCUUUGCGCAGCGCACUGCAAGAUCAUAGUGUUACAUUUAUUCCUUAAAGAUCGAAAAUAAAAUAUAGAAAAACUUAUUUUCAAUCAAAAGUGUCUUUUUCGAACUGAUAGCUAUUCUUUUUCGUAGGUGACUCAUCCUUCAGGCAGGAAACACUCCACGUUGCCCCACAUUUUAUAGCAAUUUAUCAGGAAUUUUAGCUGGGCAGUAUGGAGAACUGUCAAAAUUAAGAAUACUCAACAGUGCGACCGCCUGCAUUUGAGCUUCUAGUUUUUAUCCUCAAUAAAACAACAUAAUUACUUUAUUUAUGUAUCAAUAUAUGCAUAGAUAUCAGAAAAAAUAUUUUCUUGAAUUUUAUCGAAUGAUCACGAAAGCUAAAGUACAAUUUGAACACAUAUGUAAUGAAAUAUAAUACUAUUAUAUAAUAUUAUCCAAAUGUUACCGCUAUGUGAUAAUAAGUAUGAGGUUUGUAGUUAUUUAGUGGGUAAAGUAGUGAUAAGGUCUGGCUGGUACAGACAUCUCAUAAGAUUUCUACUUCAAUGCGUAGCUGAUUUUCUAAAAAUGUCUA
Messenger RNA from Pectinophora gossypiella (pink bollworm), 3628 nucleotides. RefSeq names its product dual specificity protein phosphatase 22-like. Gene Ontology annotation, molecular function: protein tyrosine/serine/threonine phosphatase activity. The transcript has 10 exons. Gene Ontology annotation, biological process: protein dephosphorylation. The record is from RefSeq and is a predicted model, not a curated record. Lineage: Eukaryota; Metazoa; Arthropoda; Insecta; Lepidoptera; Gelechiidae. The coding region runs from base 420 to 1649 and encodes 409 amino acids. Gene Ontology annotation, cellular component: cytosol.